UAAAUACGCAUUCGCUCCAGUUUUGGCUCUAGUUUUUUUCAAUUAAAUAAUCAGGGGAAUUGUAUUUUUGAUUUUUGUAUUUUUCCCCUGCAUCAACAUGUCAGAGAGCGACAGCAGCGCAACCGGCGGCAGCGUCAGCGUGCUGAGCUGGGAGCAAGUGCAGCGUCUGGACGCCAUACUGACGGAGACCAUCCCGAUCCACGGAAGGGGCAACUUCCCCACGCUGGAGAUGCAGCCCCGACAGAUCGUCAAAGUGGUGCGCAGCAGGAUGGAGGAGAAACAAAUCCACGUCCGGGACGUGCGCUUAAACGGCUCCGCAGCCAGCCACAUCCUGCACGGAGACAGCGGGUUGGGGUUCAAGGACCUCGAUCUCAUAUUUUGCGCAGAUAUGAAAGGGGAACGGGAUUUCCAGAUUGUGAAGGACAUUGUUCUGGACUGUCUCCUGGACUUUUUACCCGACUGCGUGAAUAAAGAGAGGAUUACCCCUUUAACGUUAAAGGAAGCCUACGUGCAGAAGAUGGUGAAGGUGUGUAACGACUCGGACCGCUGGAGCCUCAUCUCGCUCUCCAACAAUCGGGGCAAGAACGUGGAGCUGAAGUUCGUGGACUCGCUUCGGCGUCAGUUCGAGUUCAGCGUGGACUCUUUCCAGAUCAAGUUGGACUCCCUGCUGCUCUUCUAUGAGUGCUCCCAGAACGCCAUGACCGCCACCUUCCACCCUACCAUUAUGGGCGAGAGCGUGUACGGCGACUUCGGCGAGGCCCUGGACCAUCUACGUCACAAGAUCAUCUGCACCCGCAACCCGGAGGAGAUCCGAGGCGGCGGCCUGCUGAAGUACUGUCACCUGCUGGUGAGGGGCUUCCAGGCCGCGUCCGAGUCUGAGAUGAAGUCCCUGCAGCGUUACAUGUGCUCCCGCUUCUUCAUUGACUUCUCUGACAUCGGCGAGCAGCAGCGCAAGCUGGAGUCCUAUCUUCAAAACCACUUUGUGGGCCUGGAGGACCGCAAGUACGACUACCUGAUGACGCUCCACGGGGUGGUCAAUGAGAGCACGGUGUGCCUCAUGGGACACGAGAGGCGACAGACCUUAGGGCUCAUAGCCAUGCUGGCAGUGCGGGUUUUGGCCGAGCAGAAUGUCAUUCCCAACGUGACCAACGUCACCUGUUACUACCAGCCUGCUCCUUAUGUGGCAGACGGUAACUUCAGUAACUACUACAUAGCACAGGUACAGCCGGUGUUCGCCUGCCAGCAGCCUGCCUACUCCACCUGGCUGCCCUGUAACUGAGCCAGCCCGGAGUGUAGAAGAAGGAGGAGGAGGUUGAUUUGUUUGAACGGGAGCACAGUUGCCACCACAAACUAACAGC
Messenger RNA from Phycodurus eques (leafy seadragon), 1358 nucleotides. It is a transcript of the gene tent5aa, whose product is annotated as terminal nucleotidyltransferase 5Aa. Gene Ontology annotation, molecular function: poly(A) RNA polymerase activity; RNA binding. The transcript has 2 exons. NCBI's taxonomy places the organism in Eukaryota, Metazoa, Chordata, Actinopteri, Syngnathiformes, Syngnathidae. The record is from RefSeq and is a predicted model, not a curated record. Gene Ontology annotation, biological process: mRNA stabilization. Bases 98 to 1279 code for a protein of 393 amino acids.